Gopherus flavomarginatus (Mexican gopher tortoise) is the source of this 3331-nucleotide messenger RNA. RefSeq names its product xylosyltransferase 2 (gene XYLT2). Lineage: Eukaryota; Metazoa; Chordata; Testudines; Testudinidae. Gene Ontology annotation, biological process: chondroitin sulfate proteoglycan biosynthetic process; heparan sulfate proteoglycan biosynthetic process. Gene Ontology annotation, cellular component: membrane. The record is from RefSeq and is a predicted model, not a curated record. The coding region runs from base 40 to 2616 and encodes 858 amino acids. The transcript is spliced from 11 exons. Gene Ontology annotation, molecular function: protein xylosyltransferase activity.
CGCUCCCGUGCCCCGCUGCCGCCGCCGCCCGCGAGGAAGAUGGUGGCGAGCGCCCGGGUGCAGAAGCUGGCCCGCCGCUACAGGCUGGCGAUCGCCACCGCGCUGGCCAUCCUGCUCAUCCAGGGCCUGGUGGUGUGGAGCUUCAGCAGCCUGGAGGAGGACGAGCACGGCGAGGGACGGCAAAAAAAGGCCAGGUUGCCUGAAAACAGCGAAGGCUCCAAAGAUUCGGACAGCUCCGCCGGUCGCCGGGGGAGCGCGAGCCGGAAGCAUGGGCGGUGGAAGGGCCGCCCGGAAAGCCCUGGAGUGCUGGUGGCCAAGGUGGUGAGAGCCGUCACCACAAAACACAAACCUGGGCGAAGGCUCCCGGCAGCCCGGGACGACUCGAGCAGGAGGAACCGGACGGAGCUGCGUGGGGAUGCCCAGCUGGCCAUCUUCCAGCACGGCGACACGGGCAGCGUGGAGGGGGCUCCCCAGCCCACCGAGAACAGCUUCGCCCCCAAGUGUGAGAUCACGGGCAAAGACGCCCUGUCGGCGCUAGCGAGAGCCAGCACCAAGCAGUGCCAGCAGGAGAUCGCCAACGUGGUGUGCCUGCACCAGGCAGGGAAUCUGAUGCCCCGCUCUGUGCCCCGGCACUGCCAGUUGUCAGGGAAAGUCAGCCCUGUGAUCCAGUGGGACGAGAGCAAGACGCACCAGGCCUCCGUGAGCAAGCCGGUGCGGAUCGCGUACAUGCUGGUCGUUCACGGGAGGGCCAUCCGCCAGCUGAAGCGGCUCAUCAAGGCUAUGUACCACCAGCAGCACUUCUUCUACAUCCAUGUUGACAAGCGCUCCAACUACCUGCACCGCGAGGCCCUAGAGCUGGCCCAGCACUACCCCAACAUCCGGGUCACGCCCUGGCGCAUGGUCACCAUCUGGGGUGGCGCCAGCUUGCUGAAGAUGUACCUGCGCAGCAUGAAGGACCUGCUGGAGAUCACGGACUGGCCCUGGGACUAUUUCAUCAACCUGAGCGCCACUGACUACCCAACCAGGACCAAUGAGGAACUGGUGAUGUUCCUGUCCAAAUACCGAGAUAAGAACUUCCUGAAGUCUCACGGCCGAGACAAUGCCAGAUUCAUUAAGAAGCAGGGCCUGGACCGCCUCUUCCACGAGUGCGACUCUCACAUGUGGCGGCUGGGCGAGCGGCAAAUCCCGGAGGGCAUCGUGGUGGAUGGCGGCUCGGACUGGUUCGCGCUGACGCGGAGAUUUGUGGAGUACGUGGUCUACACAGAGGACCAGCUGGUGUCCCAGCUGCGGCAGUUCUACACCUACACGCUUCUGCCAGCCGAGUCCUUUUUCCACACCAUCCUGGAGAACAGCCAUGCCUGCGAGACUCUCGUCGACAACAACCUCCGAGUGACAAACUGGAACCGCAAGCUGGGCUGUAAGUGCCAAUAUAAACACAUAGUCGACUGGUGUGGGUGCUCCCCAAAUGACUUCAAACCCCAGGACUUCCUGCGGCUACAGCAACUCUCCAGACCCACGUUCUUUGCCAGGAAGUUUGAGUCGACGGUGAAUCAGGAAGUUCUAGAGAUCUUGGACUCUCACCUCUACGGUAACUACCUGCCCAACACGCCAGGCCUCAAGGCCUAUUGGGAGAACAUCUAUGACCGUCUGGAUGGGCUGAGCGGGCUCAGUGAUCUCAUCCUGACUGUGUACACAUCCUUCUCCAGGCUAGGGCUGCAGAAAGUGACCUCAUCCCAUGUGCAGAAGGGAGAGAAACUCUGCAGAUUUGAGCCGCAUGGCUCCCCAACCAGCGUGCACCUGUAUUUCUAUGACGACCGUUUCCAGGGUUACUUGGUGAUGCAGGAGGUGCAGAACUCUGGGACAGGGCAGGUGGAGUCUCUGGAGAUGUGGAUGAUGCCGCGCGGGGCUCUGAAGCUGGCAGGUCACGGAGGACAAACUAACCGGCUACAGAACCUGGAGGUGGGCACGGAGUGGGAUCCCAAGGAGAGGAUCUUCCGAAACUUUGGAGGCCUGAUUGGGCCUUUCGACGAGCCAGUGGCCAUGCAGAGAUGGUCCCGGGGGCCUAACCUCACCGCCACCGUGGUUUGGAUCGACCCCACCUACGUCAUCGCCACGUCCUACGACAUCACCGUGGAGGCGGAAGCGGAGUUCACGCAGUACAAGCCCCCUCUCAAUCGGCCCCUGCGCCCUGGUGUCUGGACUGUCCGACUCCUCCAGUUCUGGGAGCCCCUCGGAGAGAACCAGUUCCUGGUGGUGCCACAGACCUUCAACCACAAACAGCCGGUCGGGAAAGAUGACAGCAGCUGGUUACAUGGGGGUCCCCCCCGCAAUGAGUAUAUGGAACAAAGCUUCCAGGGGCUGGGUGGGAUUUUGAACCUGCCGCGCUCCGAUGAGGUGGAGAAAGAGGCCCUGCGGAAUGCGCAGCUGACGGGCAAGGCCCUGGAGGACUGGACGGACAGCAGCAUCAGCAGCUUCUGGUCGGUGGCGGAUCUCUGCAUGAGCAGCCCCUCCAGCUGCUCCUCCCUGGACAUGUGCAGCAAAACCUCCUGGAGUUCGCUUUCCCCAGACCCCAAAUCAGAACUGGGAGCCAUCAAACCUGAUGGGCGACUGAGGUAGCAGGGGCAACCUGGGGCAGAUAAAACGGAACAAGGGAGCGUCCCCCGCGGCGAACGUGGGGGGGAGCGCACAUGCCCCAGGGGGGAUUCUCUUGUCUGUCAUCCUGUGAAAUGGCACCUUAUUCACUCGGAGAGAGAGAGGAACCUUCAGGUGGCAGAAAAACUUUCCCGUUUUGUUUUGGGGGGAGGUGCUGGAACAGGAGUCCCACUCCAUCUCUCCCAGGAAUGGGCACUGAGUGGCCGGAGAGACCAUGCAGAAAUGCCCGUCAUCAGGGCACACGGAGGUCGCUGGCAGAUGGGAGAAGCUGCAUAUUUAUUGAAUUCGUGCAGGUGUGACUCAGAUGUUGCGGGGGGAGGGGAACCCAGCUGAUCUGCCAGUUCUGGGUUACCCCCGGUACACCCCCUGCCCUGCCCCUCCCCGUCCAUGGCUGAAUCUCUGCGGGAUCAGGACUCCUGCUGCUGAUCUUCCACAUUCCUGAGCAAUUGUUGGCAGAGGACUGUGGGGACAAGGGUCUGUGGGGAGCACCAGAGACAGGGGCUGUCCUGCCGGUGUCCUUGGAGAAGCUGCUGCUGGCUUGAUGCCUGCAUCUCAUCCCCCUCCACUCUAUCCCCUUAGUUUGUAUUUUUAUAAAUAUAUAGAUAAAUAUAUAUGAAGCAAAGUGCAAUAGAGACACAGGCCCUUGUUGGUCAGGGAAUCUGUGACUCAUUUCCCCUUC